Messenger RNA from Thecamonas trahens ATCC 50062, 1158 nucleotides. RefSeq lists its product as uncharacterized. The coding region runs from base 1 to 1158 and encodes 385 amino acids. The transcript has 2 exons. Lineage: Eukaryota; Apusomonadida; Apusomonadidae. The record is from RefSeq and is a predicted model, not a curated record.
AUGGCUAGCGGUGGUGUGGCGGUCGUGAACGGUGGCGAUCGAGUGGUCCUGUCGCCGGUGGUGGUCGAGUCGGACGAGCCAGCGUUCGACUCGGACUUUGUCAACACGGCGGUGACCCGCAAUCUCCCGCGCGGCGAAUGCCUGCCGAGCCCGGAGUUCCACCCGCUGUGUCGGCCAACUGUCGAAGCUGACAUCGCAGAUGCACUGCUUGCGCGGACCAAUGCCGAGCUCGCUUCGGUCACCAUCCAUUGCAUCUCGUGUGUGCCGUCCGAUGUGGACCAUGCUGACUCGGCGCCGUGCUCUGUGAACAACGAGGGGUUGCGGACGUCGUCGGUUUUGCCGCGGUCAUGUGAGGAGCCGCUGGCCCGGCUCCGGCAGGUGGCAAUGCCGUCUGUUCUGGCCCACUUUCCGCGAGUCGGCAUCGCCGAGUUCUGGGCCGAGCUCGGAGGACGAAUCCUGAUCCAGGGCGGCGACUCCAUCUCGGGGCAAAUGCAGGCGUUUCUCGGGUGCACGGCCAAGGUUGCCGGCAUGCAUGUAGGCAAGCUGAUUUUUGCCGACAACUCGGGCUUUGAUGGUCUUGUCAGCCCGUUUGGUGGCUUUGUGGGCCGGAUGGACCACUACCGGCACAACGUGGAGAACGUGGCGCGGGCGAUGAAGGUGGCAGACGUCAUUGUGGUCAACAUCGGGCUGCACAUGACCAUCCGGACCGAGGACGAGCGCGAAAAGUACCGGGCCAUGCUGCGGGAGCUGUUUGGCCAAGUCGAGGAGUGGGCCCAGCAUCCCGACCAUGUCUUCAUCUUCCAGGAGACGUCGACACAGCACUUUGAGACAACCGAUGGCUCGGGCCUGUUUGAGAGCAAGGUCCAUGCCGAGCCAGGUAGCCCGUGCCGCUGCUCACCAACCAACUCGACGGACAAGCAGGUGCGGAACAGUCUCAUGGAAGAAGUCCGCACCGAGGUCGACGCCGCCCACGAGUGGCUCCAUGUCCUCCCGCUGUGGGAGAUGACGCGCGAUCUCAACGCGGCGCACCUGGGCCUCCGACAUGACGCGCCCGACCAGCCGUUUGGCUGCGAUUGCACUCACUUUUGCUACUCGCCGGUUAUUUCCGAGGCGUGGAUGGCCGCCGUGGUGCGGCUGCUGCGGGCGAACGGGCGGUGA